Molecule: messenger RNA, 1296 nt
Organism: Drosophila rhopaloa
Lineage: Eukaryota; Metazoa; Arthropoda; Insecta; Diptera; Drosophilidae
Product: fibrinogen-like protein 1
Exons: 3
Coding region: 1-1296 (431 amino acids)
Source: RefSeq, a predicted model, not a curated record
AUGGAACAUCUUAAGAUGCUGAGCCUAUUAUCCUAUUUGCUUGGCUUAUUAAUUUUUCCAAGUGUACAAGGAGGAAUUGGGUUCAAUUCAAAGGAUCAGUCGUUGUGCGUUCUCCAAGAUGAACCAAGACAGUGUGGCUCCUUUUGCCUGGCCGCUCUCAACCCGAUAUUCGACGAUACUGAUAGUAUGCGAAUGACGUUGGAUGAAAUCAAGGCAGAACUGAAGGCCGGAUUCGAUUCGAGACUCAAGCUGGCGGAAGAACAACAUAUGGCGGUGAAUUCCGAAAUGAAGAAUCAACUGCAGGAACUUAAGAAAAAAAUGGAGGGCCAGCACACUGGCCUUCAGGAAUCCGUGAGCAAGAUCAUCACAAAAGAUGACUUCGCGAAUUCAAUUAAGGCUCUGCAGACCAAGCUGGAUUCGAGAUUGGACAGAACGGAGGAACAACUUAGGACGAUGAAAAUAACAGCCAAUGCCAACGAUGAACUCAAACUCCAAGUAACUACUUUGAAAGAUACAAUAAAAGACUUACAGAGUAAGUUAAAAAUAUCCGAAGGUCAAAUCAAAAGCAAAGAAGAUAUUUUAAAGGUGAAAGAGGGGCAAAUCAAAAGCCAGCAAGAACUCCUUAAAAAUAGAGAUGAACAAAUCUCGGACUUUAGGACUCAAAUUAAAGCGAUUGAGAAAACAAAAUCAGAACUAUCUAGUCAGCUUUCGGAAUACCAAAUAAAACUCAGGGAGAUGGAACCAUUUAAGGUGUCAUGUGCGUCGUCUCCACCUGGUUGGACUGUAAUUCAGAGACGCAUUGACGGAUCUGAGAACUUCGAGAGAAAGUGGCAUGAUUAUAAAUCUGGAUUUGGGAAUGUCAGGGGAGAAUUCUUCAUCGGGCUGGAAAAAUUGCAUCGGAUGACUGAGGCACGACCCCACGAACUCUUCAUUAAACUUGGGCUGGUUAAUGGAUCCACCAGUUACGCUCACUAUGAUGACUUUAUGAUUGGGAGUGAGGAGGAAUUGUACGAGUUGAAGAAUUUAGGGAAAUAUUCUGGUGAAGCCGGAGACUCCCUCGAAUUUAAUAAGAACCAAAAGUUCUCCACAUUUGAUCGGGAUAAUGACAAUCAUAAAGGAAAUUGUGCCUCUAGAUAUGGUGCAUGGUGGCACAAUAACUGUGGAUCUAGUGCGCUCAAUGGAAAAUACUUGAAAGAAGGCAAAGGUAUAGGAAUUCAUUGGGGCUCAUGGCAUAAAUUCAUAAAUAAUAUAUCACUGAAGUUCGUUGAAAUGAUGAUAAGGCCCAAGUUCUUAUGA